Messenger RNA from Triticum dicoccoides, 1868 nucleotides. RefSeq lists its product as uncharacterized. The transcript has 6 exons. The coding region runs from base 276 to 1649 and encodes 457 amino acids. Lineage: Eukaryota; Viridiplantae; Streptophyta; Magnoliopsida; Poales; Poaceae. The record is from RefSeq and is a predicted model, not a curated record. Gene Ontology annotation, molecular function: RNA binding; zinc ion binding.
AUCAGGGGUCCGUUGGGCCGUUGGGCCCACACGGGAGAGAUCAACCUAACAGGAGUUAGGUUUUUUUGUUUAAGUGAAUGUAAUGUAAAAAGUUGUUAUUUUUACGUCUGCGUGAGAUGCUCCGAGACUACCAAACACGCUGUAGCUCCACGCGCCUCCAGGCUCCCGCCCUCCACCGCCGCCGCUUGCCACCUUCGGCGUGGAACUCCGGCCCUCUCCACUGCCGCGCUCCUCUGCCUCUCCCGCCAGUGUCUGGGACAAGGCCUUAAUAAUUAAUGGAGUCAGAUCUGCUCAUCAGACAGGAGGAAGUUGGAGCCGAAAGAGGAGAUGAUUUUCGCAGCAGGUGUUGGGAGAUAUUUAAUUGGGAUGUCUUUGAUCCUGAUGAAUUACUUCCGAGGCGACAAGCAGUGAAAGGAAAAUUGGAUGAGCAAAAAAUCAAUGGUCGACCAAAGGAGGUAAAGAAUCAAGAUCAACAAAAAGCACCAAUAAUGAAAAUUGGCAUGUCUUCCAUUUACCUUACGGCAUGUUGGAGGGCUCCAGAUUCGGACGCGUGCUACAUCUGUGGACAGGACGGUCACUAUGAGCAGUCUUGCCAUUACAAUUACAUCUAUGGGCGAUAUGGGUUAUAUGACCAACACACUUGUAGAGCAAACUGCCUUCCUGGACCACACACAAUGGCCAUGGCUUGUCGGAACUCUUUGCAGAGUUUCAUACGCGUGAAUAACAUGCCAUCACGCUUCUGUACGUGGGACCUUCGGAAGCUUUUGGAACCAUUCGGACCGCUGCUGAUGUGCCACGUUCCAAUGGGCAGUUCUGAAGUGCGCAGGGGAUAUGGGGUUGUGAUCUUCAAGGAUCGUGGGGAUGGGGAGAGGGCAAUCGAAGCGCUCAAUGGCUAUCUCGUAGGCAAAAGUAAACUGCGAGUUGACUGGGCUUAUGCAAUGGCCCCCGGCGGUAGACCAAGGGAGAAAUGCAAUAUCUCGAAGACAAAGAGGGUUUUCAAGAGCCGGCCUCCGCUGCAAGGGCCGGGGAAACAGCGAGCUCUUGGUUUUCUCUUACCCAAGUUUUGGAGAUUCUACCCCUCCUGUAAUACGCUCUUGCUUAGGAAGAGUAACAACACAGUGCCGAUCAAUGGGGCAGGGGAGGAACGACAAAAAAUGAACGUGGAAAGUAGUGGUGCCAUCAAAACCAGUUGGAGGGAUCCCGACGCUAAAUCCUGCUGGAUCUGCGGAGACGAGGAGCGAGGGCACUCGGAGCCGACGUGCCCUUACAACUACCUAUCUCCCGCCUCAUACGCUCCCUGCAGGACACGGCUGCUCCUCUGGCAACACGAAACCAGUCGCGCAUGUCCGAGGCCUAAAGAUCUCGAUGCGACCAGCUUAAGGCGACUCAAGUUUCUGCGGUGCUUCGUGCGCGUGAAUAACCUGCCGAGGCAUUGUUGCCCGGAGAAGCUUGUCGGCCUGUUCGUCCGGUUCGGGCCGCUGCAGAGCUGGCAUGUCGCCUUUGCUGAUCAUGGCUCCGGUGCCUGCAGCGGCUUCGGCUACAUGGUCUUCCGGCACCGUGCGCAUGCGGAGGAAGCCAUUGACGUGCUCAAUUGCUGCGUCUUUAGUGAACGUAAGCUGCGAGUCGACUGGGCUUAUCCUUGCGCGUAGUGGACGGAAUCGUGAGUUUUGAGGUCGGGCUGGAACUAGAAAUGUGGUCGGUUUUUCUUUUCUCGAAUCUUUUUUUUUUUGAGUUGAAGAACCUGGAUCAGUGAAACGAAAUUUGUUUGGUUGGCACAUGUUACCCGUGUCACCGUGUGGGACCCCGUUGCAGUGUUUGGCCUAAGAUUGUAAAGCACAAAGUAAUCAGAAUAAACUGAAGCUGUUGGA